Phascolarctos cinereus (koala) is the source of this 1515-nucleotide messenger RNA. Lineage: Eukaryota; Metazoa; Chordata; Mammalia; Diprotodontia; Phascolarctidae. The record is from RefSeq and is a predicted model, not a curated record.
AUGGUUGCAUGCAUCCUCUCAACUGAUGGAAACAGUUCCUCUGAUUUCAAGAGUAACACCACAGCCAGCACCGCAUUUUCACUGUCCAGCUGGCAGCUAGCCCUCUGGGCUGUGGCUUACCUCUUCCUGAUACUGGUGGCCCUCACAGGCAACAUUACCGUCAUCUGGAUCAUCCUGGCGCACAAGAGGAUGCAGACAGUGACUAACUAUUUCAUCGUUAACCUGGCCCUGGCUGACACCUGCAUGGCCACCUUCAAUGUCACCUUCAACUUUGUCUAUGCCAGCCACAAUAUCUGGUACUUUGGCCAAGCCUUCUGCCACUCCCAGAAUUUCUUCCCUGUCACGGCGAUGUUUGUGAGCAUUUAUUCCAUGAUGGUCAUUGCUGUGGACAGGUACAUGGCUAUCAUCCAUCCCUUCCAACCCCGGCUGUCGACCCGCCACACCAAGGUCGUCAUUGGGGCCAUCUGGCUGGUGGCCUCCGGACUGGCCUUCCCUCAGUUUUUAUACUCCACGGUCACUGUGGAUGAGGGGGUCACCAAGUGCAUCGUGGACUGGCCAGAGGACGGCGAGGACAAGGUCCUUGUGUACCAUCUCACCGUGAUCAUCCUGACUUACUUCUUGCCACUGGUGGUGAUACCUGUCACGUACAGCAUCAUGGGCGUCACCCUCUGGAGACAGGUCGUCCCCGGACACCCGCUGGUCAGGGUCCAGCAGAGGCCGAAACACAUUGCAGCAAAAAAGAGGUUCGUGAAGACCAUGGUGGUGGUGAUGGUGACUUUUUCCAUCUGCUGGCUACCCUAUCACCUCUACUUCAUCCUGGGCACCUUCCGUCAGGACAUUUAUUGCCACAAGUUUAUCCAGCAGGUCUACCUGGCCCUCUUCUGGCUCGCCAUGAGCUCCACCACGUACAACCCCAUCAUUUACUGCUGCCUCAACCAAAGGUUUCGCUCUGGUUUCCGACUUGCCUUUCGCUGCUGCCCCUGGGUCACCCCGCCUGAUGAAGACAAGCUAGAACUCUUCCAGAGCCAGUCACUGUUGAUGACCAUUCACAAAAACCAUACCAAAAUGUCCCUUUCUGUCAGAAAAGCGUCUUUCCCAGAAACCCCCAAGGAGUAGGAGGGAGACCUUGGGUACCAGCUUCCUAGUGACCUCUGAUGGCCAUCCCUUCCUCUGCUUUGCUGGAGUCACGAAUGGAAUCCCUUCUCCCUUAGUCCACCCCCAACUCCUCCCUUGGAAACAGCAAUACCCAGUUUGGAAAGUCAUUAACUGUCUAGUGAGAAGCAAAAAACAGGCUAUGGUCCUGGGCAGACAGAUAAUUUUCUGUAAGGGAGCUUCCUAGUUCAAGCCUGGGAAUUCUAUUAAAUUGGGUUUGUGCUAAAAAGCAACACAAAACAAAGCAGAGUCACCAAAACCAGACCAGAGAACAUCAACUGAUAUUUAUAGAUCACUUUAAUUUUUAAAGCACCCACAGUAACAGCAAGAUUGUAAGGUGACUAACUGUGAAUGACUUAGCUA